Molecule: messenger RNA, 8690 nt
Organism: Pseudophryne corroboree (corroboree frog)
Lineage: Eukaryota; Metazoa; Chordata; Amphibia; Anura; Myobatrachidae
Gene: MXD4
Product: MAX dimerization protein 4
Exons: 6
Coding region: 19-636 (205 amino acids)
Biological process (GO): regulation of transcription by RNA polymerase II
Molecular function (GO): RNA polymerase II cis-regulatory region sequence-specific DNA binding; DNA-binding transcription factor activity, RNA polymerase II-specific; protein dimerization activity
Source: RefSeq, a predicted model, not a curated record
AUAUUUAUAUACUCAAGUAUGGAGUUGAAUUCUCUGUUAAUCCUUCUGGAGGCAGCUGAAUAUUUGGAGAGAAGAGACCGAGAAGCAGAGCAUGGCUAUGCAUCAGUUUUACCCUUCAACAGUGAUUACUCAUUGAAGAAAACCAAAGCAGCCUCACUAUCUAGAAAAUCCCAGAAUAACAGGUCAUCGCACAACGAGCUGGAAAAGCACAGGCGAGCAAAGCUAAGACUAUACCUGGAGCAGCUGAAGCAGCUUGUGCCACUGGGCCCGGAGAGCAACAGGCAUACCACUCUAAGCCUCUUGAAAAGAGCAAAAAUGCACAUUAAGAAAUUAGAAGAACAGGACCGAAAAGCAUUGAACAUUAAGGAGCAGCUUCAGAGAGAACGCCGCUACCUCAAGCGCCGCCUAGAGCAGCUCUCUGUGCAUGGGAUGGAGCGUAUGCGCACCGAUAGCAUGGGCUCCAUCCUGUCCACCGACUCUGAGCAAGAAGUGGACAUUGAAGGCAUGGAAUUUACCCCCGGUGAAAUGGACAGUAUUGGGAGUGCCAGCGACGUGGAUGACCACUACAGUUUGCAAAGUGGCUCCAGCGAUAGUGGCUACACACAUUCCCUGAGACUUAAUUCCGCUCUUUUAUAGUGGCCAAAACUCUGGACCAACUCAGGACCAUCCAGCUAAAAGCACUUACAUCACGAAAAAAACAACAAAAAAAAAACCUAAAAAAAAAAACCUAAGGAAACAAACAUACCUUAAAAAGAGUUGUUACCCGUCACUCAGCCAGGACUGUGUCCUACUCUGAGUCCUUAAAGGAGCAGUCCCGAUGAGAGGGGCCCCCCGUCAUUCCAUCCACAGCACUAGACAUCCCAGCUAACACUUCUGGUGGAGACCUGUGGUGAGACCUGAUGGGGAGAAGGUUUUGCGAGUUGCAUAAAAAAAAAAAAAAAAGAGUUCAAAGCUCAAUUAAGCCCAAUAUUGCAGUCAUAUCAUUCCAUUGCUAAGUAUUACAUGGAGACACAGAGAGGAGCAGGUCAGAUAUUUUUGAUUACCAGAGAUUAUAUAGUUUUAAGAAUGAAGUAGAAUUUGUACAUGCUGGCCUAGUUUCAUAGUUAGGCUUACCAAAAUAAAUUAGAACAGGUAGUAGAUCUGUCAGUGUCAGUAUUUCACGUACUUGUGUUUGGAGAGCAGGAGGGGAGAGAAACUUCCUUUCACUUCUGUAUCUCCUCUUUAUGGGAAGUGAUUACAAUUUUCAAACUCGUACUGUAUACAGAAAAAUGAGGGAAGACCACCUGGGUGUGGCUUCGUAGACCUACAUCUUCCUUCUUUUUCUGCGGUUAUCCUUUCAAUGCUGGAGAACCAGCUGCCUAUCAGAGCACCACUGACUACUCCUGGUUGAAGGUGGCCAUAUGACAUCACAUGUUUAGGGGGAAAGUCUACUUUACAAAUGGGUAUUUGGAUGAGGUGGAACUUUAUCACAUGAUGCUCAAGUUCAGUAGGUUGAAUUCAUUUUGGGACAGGCCAAUCGUGAUACGUUCUAAGAUGUUUUACACCCGCUUUUGAGAUCCACAAUAUAUUGCAAGAUUGACAAAUUUCUUGUCUCUAUCCUAAUGCUAGCUUCUCCGGUCAUAAGGGUUGUACGUUGUAAUCUUUGUGCCACCAUAUAAGGUCAUGGACUCAUUUUUAUACCAUAAAUGUUCACUAGGAUGUACUGUAUAUCAUUACAUUACCGUCCUCUGAGUAUAGCAAUAUAACCUUCAGAAGAUUACCAGGUAGGCUAAGAUCCAUUAAGGUUUUUCUUGCAAAAUCUACUGAUGUGCCCCCCAGACUUCCCUCUAAACAUGGUAUCUGGUCAAAUAACACAAGUGACUAUAUUUACGAAGCUUCCCGGCAGGUUGGAAUUAAAAUUUAAAGCGACACUAGCAUUCAACUUAAAGCACCCCGGACCUUUACAUUAAGUGUCGGCGUUGCUUUUAAUUUUCAGCUACGAUCACCAAGAAGCGUAACUAUAACCCAAGAACUCUUUUUGCUCGAGUGAGGCAAAAUUGGGAAUCGCUUUGUUUUGUGUUUUAACCUUUCAGCUACCACUGCAUUUAACUGAAGGCAUGGCUUACAGCUGCUGCGUAUUACAUUGUGUUUCCUCUGCACACUAGGAAAUAUGUUUUGACGUCUAGAAUGAAAAAGCUAAAAAUUAAAAAAAAAAGUAGGAAAAAAAAAAUUCAUGCUGUGAAGCGGCACUGUUUAUUUUAUAUACUUUAAAUAUGUAUCUAUGAGAAUUGUAGCAAUACUAUGAAGUCGUAGUCUAGUUUUAUUUGUGUAACACAGCCUCGUUUUCUCUUGUUAAGUCUGUCAGAGCAAGGCUUGCUGGGUAAAGAGAAUAACACGACCAAUCAGAGUGUUCCAUCACCUACACAAAAGGGAGGCUGACAUGUUGGGGGAUGUCACUAGAUGCCUGUGAAUGGAUUACACAGAUAUCAAUUCAGCUCUGCUGCAUGUAGGUGAUGGGUCGCUAUGUUCUCUGUUCUGGAUACAAUAGAACAUGUUGGGGGAGAUGUAUCAAAGCUUGGCGUCAGAUAAAGUAGCAACCAAUCAGCUCAUAACUGUCAUUUUUCAAACACAGGGGCCGAUGUAUUAAGCCUGGAGAAUUGAUAAAGCAGUGAUAAGUGCAAGGUGAUAAUGUACCAGCCAAUCAGCUCCAGUGUGUAAAUUGCCAGUUAGGAGCUGAUUGGCUGGUGCGUUAUCACCUUGCACUUAUCACUACUUUAUCACUUCUCCAGGCUUAAUAUAUCUGCCCCACAGCUUGUAGAAUGACAGGAGCUGAUUGGUUGUGAGAUAGGUUUAUCUCGCUCCAAGCUUUACAUAUACCCCUUAGUCAGAGGAAACAGAGGUUGUGCUAAUGGAAAAAAAGAGAAAAAAAAGCUAUUGACACUUUUCUGGCGAGUGAUUUUAGCAAGUGUAGUCUAUAUUUCCUGUAAAAGAUUUUGUAUUAUAUUUUCCUAAAUGUUCUCAUUAUAUUGGGGAGGGAGGAUUGGGAUGGGCAAGGGAUGAAUCCAAACCAGAGUCUCAGGGACUCUCUUAUUUUCUUCAUAUUGUGCCUUGGUAAUCAACUGUCAUUUUCUUUGACUAUAUCGGAGAUUAUUUUCAGUGGAAAGCCUUUUACCUGGUUUUUAAUCUUGACCCUAUUACACAUUUCAGCAGUGCUGGAGUGACAGUUCCAGAGUACCAGUACGGUCAUUGAAAUGUACCGUUAUGGAUUUAAUUUACGAUACAGGCCUAUUAGGCAAAUACAGUAGACAAAUAAUAAUUGUAGACAUCGUUAUACACAAAUAAUUGUGUGAUACCCCCAAGAAGAAAGGGACUGUACACUUGGUCCAGUCCAAUCACAGACAUGGUGGAGCUGAAUCUGGGCCGGAACCAGUCGCGGCUGUCCUUUGGUCUUUUGCCGCAGUCGUGCCUGGGACUUUAUGUUAAUGUCUGGUGUACAGCGGUGCAUCCAGAUGUGCAAAGUACUAAGACGCCCACUCAUAGCAUAUAUAGAUGCUACAUUAUCGACUCUUGUAUGGUAGGUGCCGUUUCUGUGUCAGUGUAUGGCCUCCUAUGUGUGCGGCUGUGCGUCUUUGUGCGCAAACACUUUCAGCGGUACACCCGUGACACUCCCAUAAAACGCAACCUCUCGGUGUGUCUGAUUAGCCACCGCCCAGGAAUACCCCAUACAUUUCCAAUACACUUCUACUGCACAUUUACAUUUGUGCUGCGGCUCUGUACGAACAAAAUCUGGACGCAUGUGGUGUGUGUUACUCAGACGCAUGCGCAGAUUAAAAACAGUGCUCCGCUGCGUCCAACUCGGAGUCCGCCCUGGAAUGUUUUGUACACUGGCUGCGGGAAAGGACACUUUUUAAAAGAGCAGACAUCGUAUAGCCUAAAUCAUAUUAAUAUCUACUUCUAUUGUAUACUCCCCCUAAAACUAAACACUAAUCAGUUGGCAUUUAAACGUUGCCCUCACAUUCAUACCAAGAAAAGAUCAAAGUUAUAUUACAUGUCACUCGUUCAUAAUUAAUUGAUAGGAUGAGCUUUGGUUCAAAAUAAAAAAGGGCUGACCCCUCUACGUAGGGGCCACGGGUACAAUGUCCGCACCUUACAUCAUUCAUCCAUUUAUAACCUAUUUUUCUAGAAAACGCUGAUUCCAUGUAUGUAGGGCCAGCACUCUCAUCCCCCAAAUCUCCCCCCUUCCCCCUCUGGCAUUGCGUCUCCACCCCUGCUGUCUCUUACCUUAGCAGGCAGGUGUGGUGGGGACAGCACCUUUCAAGUCAGCGACUGGCGCAUUGUGUGGGGGUACCGCAGGCAUUAAAUGCACUGGAUAAUUGAUAUGCCACUCAUUCAAUAUUUUAGGUGCCCCCUAACCAUUUGCGACUUAGGUGACCACGCAGGUUUGCCUAAUGGUAACACCAGCCCUGCACGCAUGAUUUAGUAAGUCUUAGAUCUUUUCUAGACAUAACACUUCAGUGUACGUCAAUCCUAUAUUGCGCCGCUGCUUCCUACCAAAUGGAACAUUAGAGUAAGAAGUUAUUGGUCGGACAAAAUAAAUUGGACAAAAGGUUCUAAAACAAACUUUGCACGUCUUUAAAUAAGUCUAGAGAACAUAUUAUUUGUAGCUGUAGCAACAUGUUAAAAUCCCAGCUUUUACUGUUAAAACAGCCAUCUCUCUCCGUUAAGAAAACCAGUUAUUGUUAGACAAUUUCUACAUGUUGUGGCAGCUUAAGAUUGCAUUCACAGUAUGAAAUGGAAAAUGUGGCAUUUACAUAGCAAGCGAUCAGAUUCUUCCUCCUUUUUCUAGUGAAGUUUAGAAGACAAAAGCGGUCGCCUGAUUGAUUGCUGUGUUAUUUCCUGUGCGCUAUGUAUCAUGAAGGUCCCCUGUCAUUUGCACUUACUUGGCUUUGGGUUUUGCCUAUAAGAACAUACACGUAUGUUUAUUUUUCGUGACAUUAUAUUGAUUCAGGUUCACCCCUUCACUACUGGAUGUUGGGGGGGGGGGAUGGGGGUGCAGUCACUACACUUGGCAGCUGAACAUUCUAUUAAGUGACUGUGCUCGGGGAGAUGUUAGUCUCUCUCGCUUAUUAUUAUUGCGAAGGACCUUGGCAAUAUUUAAACUGUGUAUUUGAAAGCAGAAAUAAUUAUUAUCUCUGUUAUUUACAAUGUACUUGGCAAAGGCAUCCAUUUUUCUCUGGAGCCGAAACCAUUUUUCAGCCUAUCAGCACUCAAGAAUCGAGUUUGGCCGUUGGGCUUCCUCAGACGCUCAUUGCUUGCGAUUGGACAGGCUUUGAGUUUCCGAAUCUCAGCUAUGCCCACGAAACAGGUGCUCUGGUGCUUUUGUAGGCAACAGGUGCUUUUAAUUGGCAAUCACGUGACCUAGACCUGCUUUAGGCAACAGUAGACUGUUACCAUUGACGGAGUGAAAGUACUAUUGAUGGCUGAUCGUAAUUACAGAACCCAAUAAAUGGUUACGCAGUGUCUUUCUGCUGCCAGAAGCUUAUAGUGCAUAGAACCAAUGUGUAGGGUCACUAUUAGAUCAAAUAAAGAGAAUAUUGCACUGAUGAAAAGGAAACUAUGUAAUUUAUGUGGGCAAGAAUUAGCUAGAUUUCAGUUCUUCCAUUGUGGCUUGUGCUUUGUACAUCUUGCAUGUUUGUACAGUAUGGACUGGUUGCCCACAUACUAUGGAUGCAGGUCCGUUUGUGGGCAGCCUGUGCUCUAGGAACCAAUCACAUCACUGAGGCAGGAGGAACUCAUUAUUGAAUGUAUUCUAUCACUGAGGAUGAGUAUGCUUAAUGUUGGUACAGCCCACAAAAGGGCUUCUUCCAGUAUGUGUGGGUGACCGGUAUAAUAUAGUCACUUUGCCAAAAAAGGUUUGCAGCCCCUGAAUUGGUUUAGCCAUUCGUACGAAGACAUUCCAAUUAUGUUCAUACUCCUUUAGCAUUUAGUAAUUACCAUUGCUAUGCAAAAUAUUCCUUUCAACACUUUACCCCUUCGCUAGUUCGAAUACACAUUAAGGAUUGGCAUUACGGCGUCAAUGACGUCGACUGAGACGAGUACAAUCUCACUGACCAGGGGUCCUAUGGGACAGCUGAAUUCUGUACAUUGUCCAAUCACGUGUUAAAUCCUUGAGAUUAUUUCUAUAGUGUGUGAUGCCGAGAAUAUCCUGUGUUUAUGUUUAGCACAAUGCUGUCGAUAAAGCUUAUUUGAUGACAUUCAUCUUCUACAGUCCGAUAGAGGCCAUUGCCUGGGAAGUCCUGUAAAAUAGGCCGUGCAAAGAAGGUUCGAGUCAGCCACUUGCAAGAGAACAAUAUAAAAUAAUAGCCUUGCUUUACCGUCUUCAGCUGACUAGAAUUAUAUUCCGUUUAUUAAAUCAUUUCACGAUUGAUGCCCAUUUAUGACAACUGGUCAACAGAUGGUGUUUCCCAUAGCUGGCGGUCACUAUUUGCUUUUAUAAAGUGUAGUAAAUAAAUCUGAAUGAUUGCUAUGGGGAUCACAAGCCUUUUUCUGUAGUACGUGUAGUCCAACAAUCUAUUUUGUAACAUAGGGGGAAAUAGAUUUGAUGACAUUUUUCAUACUAAACAUCACUUUUGUACAAGCCCUGUACGGUGACAAUUGACUUCACAGAUUUUGCGAUACCAGUUACUAGAAUCUGGGUCUUUAAAAUUAAAUAACAUUAAAUUGUAUUUAAUGCACACUAAUGUUAUUCUAGCAAAAUAAAUUUAGGUGGGACCUGAAUGUUCAUAUUAAAUUAGAACAACACCGUACAGACCUGGCCGUAUCACACAGACGGUGUUACCUGCAGCAUCAGACAGAUUACAGUGUAACCGGACAGGAACUCAGAAGUGAACGGAAUUCUCUGGCACAAGUUUUCCAGAGGCCGAAUGACCCAUAUCAUGAAGGCAGGCUGUGGCUUGUGCUCAAUGUCUUGAAAUAGCUUGGCCCGCCAGAGGAAAGGGCGAGCCCAGGUCAAUUGUCACCACUCCCGGUGAUAGUAGCAGUCAGCCCUCUUACUGGGAGUAGUCACUCCCACCAACUCAACUUUGAUUAUCUGCUUCCGCAAGAUCCAAAAUUUGUCAUUCUUACAGGCUAUUCAAAAGUAAUGUCUAGAUUGAAAAAUAUGUUAUUCGCAAUGUGGGUUUCACUGAUGUCCCGCUACCUGCCAUCUGGGGUAUAUGUGUAUAACUACUAGUGUAUACUUUAUGGCACUUGGUGUCUUGUCAUUGUUCUCUGUCUUCGCUGCAUAGGCUCUAAAAUUGCGUUAUGCCAAAAUAAGAUUUAACUGUGGUGAGUGACAAAAAAUGUGCAGGGUAAUUUCAUAUAUGGAGGAUUUGUAUUUUUGUGAGCAUUACUACCUUUUUUCCCGUGUUCCGGUCAUAACAAUAGAUAGCUUGUUUUAAUUUAGGUUUACCAAUGCGAUUAGUCUUCCUUGUAUAGAGCCUAAAAUUAGCUAUUUAUCAAAAUUGACAUUUUGUCAGGUUACAUAUUAAGCUUUGUUGUUGUUUGCGGGUUGCAGUACCUUAUGGGUGCACCAGAAGAACCUGUGAGCUGUUAUUUCACAGUUUGAUUUUGCAAACCAGCACUAGGGCCUUAAUUUAAUAAAAGGCAAAAAUCUAAACUGUGGCAGCCCAGGGCUGCAACCCCAAUAAAUCUGAGGUAAUUAGCUUUUUGUGCACUGCCUUCAUGCACAACGUAAUGUAAAUCUUAGAAGUGAACAUUCACAUUGGCAAAGUCAGAGACUUUCUUUUUCUUAGGGGUAGAUUUAUUAAACCUUUAUCUACUCUUUAGUAUCUGACCUUCCCAGAAUUUAAGGUAUGCUUGUCGUCUACAGUGAAGACAGACAUUUUGUGGGCUGGACCAAUACUCACAAGAAAGCAGCCAAUCCGUUCUCUAGAAACUAGUGGCAGGAAGCACGAUUGCCUCAAUGAUGUAAGUAGUUUCUAGCGAAUUGAUUGGCUGAGCCCGCAAAAUGGCUCCAUCAAUGUAGGCAACAGCAGGUACAUAAUAGGAGGUAGUAGUCAGAUGCACGUAUGCAAACUGUUAAAUAAAUUGAAAGUCAAAGUUCUAUUUAAACCUUGUCGUUUGUAUUGUACGAUAGCACAAUUCUGUUACUGGAACCCAGGUGAUUUAUGAGUUAUUUACACUUUUGAGAGACCAGAAAUAUAUUCCCUUUAUAUUUUUAAACUAACCAGUGUAUAUUUUAUGUUUGUAAAUGAACAAAAAGGAAAACAAAAAAUGCCAUUAUUUUUCAACCACUGAGAGAGAUGACGUGGGAUUCAGAAGUACAAACAUUGUUUUGGUAAUAAGUUAUACUGGAGAGAAGACUGCAUGUUAUCUGUGAACGUUAUAUGUUCUAUUACAAUGCGCUACUUUUGUCAGAACAUUCAUUUAUGUUCCCAGGCGAUCUGUUGACCGUAGAUCACGGCCAAUAUAACUGGUGACAGUGCUGCACUGGGAGAUUUCUGUGCCAGAAAAAAAAUUAUAUAUAUAUAUAUAUAUAUCUAUAUAUAUAUCUAUAUAUAUAAAUAUAUAUAUAAUGCUUUAUAACGUGUAAGAUGUAUAAUAUUGUAAAAUUCUGAACACAUGUUCAUGGUGCUUGCUACAACUGAUAGCUUGCUGAUGGUAUUGUGCUCUGUCAUACUUUCAUUGUAAUAUACAUACAAAUUUUUAUA